Molecule: messenger RNA, 3372 nt
Organism: Adineta steineri
Lineage: Eukaryota; Metazoa; Rotifera; Eurotatoria; Adinetida; Adinetidae
Source: the annotation of a GenBank genome assembly
AUGACGACAACAACAGAAACAUAUCUUUCAACACAAACAUCAUUUACAAAUGAAACCAAUAAUACUACAACAACUACUACUACUAAUAGUACAAAUAACGAAGAUCAAUCAUCAACUAUUGCUGCUAAUGUGACAAUUGAUGAACUUGUUCAAUCAUGUUGUAGUGAAGUACUACCAUCAUCUAGUCAAUUGAAUAGCAGUAGUAGUGCUUCACCAACACAUCUCGUACGAUUUGUUCAUUCACAAUCGUCACUUGUUAGUCAGAUAGAUGAACAACAACAACAACAACAACGUCCAUCUGAACAAGGUACUAAAAAUUCUUCAUCUAGUCAUGAUACACCUGUUAAACAACAGCCACCAUUGAUCAAUGUAACACGUUUACCAUCACCAUUUAAACCUAAAACAAUUAUUGAAUCAACAACAAAUUCAAUGCAAAAUACAACUAAUUUAAGUAAUAUAACAGCAAAUAAUAUAAGUGUGAAUAAUUAUAAUGUUAAUAUUCAUACAACAAAUGUUCAACAACAACCAACGAAUAUAUUAAAUAAUGAACAUGUCACAAAAAAAUGUCAAUUUGAUGAAAAACAGACAACUGAAAUAGUUUCACAAAUAUUAAAAAAUAUUAAAGAAGUUGAUGAACAUCAAACAAAUACAACGACAACAACAAAUUAUAAUAUACAUAUUGAUUCAUUUAAUUUUUCAUCAACAAAUGAACAACAACAUUCAACAAUUAUUAAAAAAUCACGUGUAAAAAAAGAGGCAAAAGCUUUAACAAGAAUUAUUGUUAAAGAUGAGUCACUUUCACCAAAUUUUUCACGUACUAAAAAAACAAUGAAAAAUUCAUCAAAUACACAAUUAACAACAAUAAAUCAUUUACAAUCAAUGGAAUAUAUACCUGUACCAUAUGGAUGGCAAAGAAGAAUAUUAGCACCAGAUUUUGUUGUUUAUCUUAGUCCAACUAAUGUCAUACUUGAUUCACUGGAUGCUGUACGUCAAUAUCUUGAAACACCAACAUCAUGCAAAUGUGGUCUUCAAUGUCCACUUAUUGUUGAUAAGGUUUUCAAUUUUGAUUCCACGAUAAAAUCUAAAUCUUGGGAGGUAACACAAGUUCUUGAUGGUACUCAUUGUCGACAAAAAUCAAAUAUAUUAGAAAUGGCAACAUUAACAAAUUGUAUUGAUUCAUUUUGUGAAACAGAACAAAAACUAGCUAAACGUCGAAAACGACCACAUGCUGAAACAACAAAUGGUAAUGUAUUUGUUUGUGCAUCGAAUUCAUCAAAUAUUCUACAAACAAAUAAUGAAUCAGUUGUCUUUGUUAAUAAUGCCGGUCAAACAUCAGAAAAUGACCAAUCGAUGACAUGGACUCCUCUUCAACAAACAGGUGUUACUCCUCCGUCGAAACGACCACGUGGUCGUCCUCGUAAAACUACUGUUACUCCACCAGUCAUUGCUCAAUUAUCUGUUAAAGCUAAUCUUGAUUCUCAACAACAAACUCAACCUGUACCGUCAUCCAUUCUUUCUCCACCGGCAUCUGUUUCAUCAACAUCUCAAACAAAUCUCAUUCAUCGAAAUUCAACAUCACCAUCAACUCAUCAUCAAAAUACGAACAAUAAUCUUCGUUAUAUUAAUGAUAAUGUUUUAACUCCAUCAUCCACAACAGAUACAAAUGUUAUUGCUCGAGUUCCAUCUCUAUUUGAACAAGUUAAACCAACAACAAAUGAAUCAACAAUUGCUGUUUUAUCUGGUGUACAGAACGUUCUUCUUUCACCUAAUAGAGAUACCAAUAAUAAUAAUAAUAAUAAUAAACGUGUACGUGUUGAAUCAGCUUCAUCUACUGUAUCAACAACAACAACUGGUAAAGCUGUAACAUUGAAUGUUAAUGCACUUAAACCAGAUUUUGUUCGAUCACCAGCAGCUGCUCAAAAACCAUGUCUAACAACAACGACAACAGCAGCGGCAACAUCAAAUCAAAUUGAUGUUAUAUCUCUUAUGGGUACAAGUAAUCAAACGCCAUUAAUGGUAACAAAAACAACACCAAAACCUAUUGCACCAUUACCAUCAACAACAAAUUUCGAUGAAUAUUCAUUAAUAAAAUCUAAUAAUGAACAAACCAAUGAUUCAUCUCAACCAUUAAUGAUUGAUUUUAAUGAUCCAUCAACAACAAAUUUUCUUCUAUCAGCACUUGCAUCAGGUGCAGCAUCUGAUUCUAAUGCUAUUGUUAAUCAUCUAUUUCAAAAAGCACAAACACAACAACAACGGAAUAAUAUAUCAUCAAUAUCAUCAUCAUCUCCACCAGCAACAUUAUUAUCAACAGCAACGAUUAAGAAAAAACUUCCAAUUAUUUCAUCUGGUUUAAAAAAUUGUACAGAAACAACAAAUUUAUUACCUAUUGCAAAUUCUACAACUCGUCAAUCUGUUGUACUUCAUGUACCAACAACGACAAAUACAAAUGAUUAUAGUCAACAACCACAACAAAUUAUUUUUAGUAGUAAUAAUAUAAAUAACAAUAAUAAUAAUAAUGGUGAUGAAAGAAAACAACCACAACAAAUAUUUUUUAUUAAUAAUAAACCAUAUGUUAUUCAACAAAAACUUACACAUGAUCAAUCAUCACAACAAAGAUUGGUUUUAACACCAUCGAUUACUCAUUCAGACGAGCUUCCCAUUCAUAAUACAUCUCAUCAAAAUCGAACUAUUGCUCCUGCACAACCUAAUAGUACUCAUUCAAGUGGUCAAUCAACUCUAGAUGAUGGUGGCAAUUGUCUCGUAGUAAAUGGUGUGGUUGAACCACGAACCCUAAGUACAUUACUUAAAGGUCUUAAUUCAUCAUCAUUUUCUGGUGUUGAUAAUAUUAUUGAUACAAUACAUCGUUUUGAACAUACAACACCAACAGGACAAACUGACAAUCUAUUACUUAAACCUGCUCGAACUAAAGCAAGUCCAGCAAAGAAAAAUAAUAAUGAUAAACCAGCACCAAGACGUCGAGCAGCAAAAAAAGUUAAACAAGAAGAACAACAACAGCAACAUGUACAAGUAACUAUGCCACUUCUUCUUCCUCCACCUCCUCCUGCUUCUCUUCCACCACCACAACCUCCACUACCAAUACAAUCAAUUGUUGCUGAUCAACAACAAUGGCAAACAGAUUUUAAUUCUUUUGAUUUUUCAACAGCAUGGGGUAGUGAUACAAAUUUAAAUUCUCUUUUAUUAAAUGAUGAUUUCGAUACGGCUGCUUCAUUUGAUGAUGUUAGUUUCGGCGAUUUUGAACCAUAUAUGAAUGGCCAUAGCAAUCCUAAUCCAACCGAUACAUCAUUACCUUCAUUAUUUAUUAAACCAUCACCGCCAGACACAUUGCCAAGUGUUGAUCAUCUGUUACCUUGA